This is a messenger RNA of Cariama cristata (Red-legged seriema), 1728 nucleotides long. It is a transcript of the gene NDRG1, whose product is annotated as N-myc downstream regulated 1. Lineage: Eukaryota; Metazoa; Chordata; Aves; Cariamiformes; Cariamidae. Gene Ontology annotation, cellular component: cytoplasm. The transcript has 15 exons. Gene Ontology annotation, biological process: signal transduction. The coding region runs from base 15 to 1223 and encodes 402 amino acids. The record is from RefSeq and is a predicted model, not a curated record.
AUCAGCUACUGACCAUGUCAACGGAGUUCCAGGAUACUCACCUUGCAGAGGUGAAACCUCUGGUGGAGAAGGAGGAGGCUAUCACUCGCCUCCUUCCAGACUUCGAUGUUCAGGAGCAAGAUGUGGAGACUGUGCAUGGCUCGGUCCAUGUCACCAUGUGUGGGACUCCCAGAGGGAACCGGCCAGCUAUCCUCACCUACCACGACAUUGGGCUGAAUCAUAAAACUUGCUUCAAUCCUCUCUUCAACUUUGAGGAUAUGCAGGAAAUCACCCAGCACUUUGCAGUCUGCCAUGUGGAUGCACCUGGUCAGCAGGAUGGAGCACCGUCUUUCCAAGCUGGGUACGUAUAUCCCUCCAUGGAUCAGCUGGCUGAAAUGCUUCCCGGGAUCCUGAAACAGUUUGGGCUGAAGACUGUUAUAGGAAUGGGAACUGGAGCCGGUGCCUACAUCUUAACCAGAUUUGCUUUAAACCACGCAGAGAUGGUGGAGGGAUUAGUUCUUAUUAAUGUAAACCCUUGUGCUGAAGGUUGGAUGGACUGGGCAGCAACUAAGAUUUCAGGUUGGACAAAUGCUUUACCAGACAUGGUCAUUUCACAUCUGUUUGGAAAGGAAGAGAUUCACAGCAACCAUGACCUGAUCCAUACUUAUCGUCAGCAUAUUAUUAACGAUAUGAAUCAAAACAACCUUCAUCUCUUUGUCAACUCUUACAACAGUCGACGAGACCUAGAGAUUGAGCGCCCUGUUCCUGGAAUAAAUGUUGUCACUCUUCAAUGCCCUGUCCUCCUGGUGGUUGGCGACAGCUCCCCGGCGGUGGAUGCCGUGGUUGAAUGCAACUCAAAGCUGGACCCAACAAGGACCACACUUCUGAAGAUGGCUGACUGUGGUGGGCUCCCUCAAGUUUCCCAGCCUGCCAAGCUCGCAGAAGCUUUCAAAUACUUUGUUCAGGGAAUGGGAUACAUCCCCUCUGCUAGCAUGACCAGGCUGAUGAGGUCCCGCACUGCUUCUGGCUCCAGCGUAACCUCUUUGGAAGGACAGAGGAGCCGGUCUCACACUGGGGAAGGCACAAGGAGCCGGUCUCACACUGGGGAGGGAACGAGGAGCCGAUCCCACACCGGGGACGGUGCCAGGAACCGCUCCCACACAGACACACGCAUUGAGCUGACGCCGAACUCGGCAAGCAACGCUGAACAAUCAAGCCCCAAGUCCAUGGAAGUGUCCUGUUAGAUGGCUGUGGGAGGUUUAAACUGGUCACAGUGUGAAAAAGUAAUGGAUGCCCCCUGUGUAUUACAAAAACAUAACUGGUAUUAAUCUCAAGCUAUUCUGUAGGAUGAACUCUGUUCACCAGGGUCUGACAGGGACCAAAGAAAAGAAGCAUCUCAUUUGCUCUAUCGUUAUUCUUGUAACUCAGACAGUUGCUGCUAUUGUGCCCUCCUUCAGUGGAUGCCAAAUUCUAAAGGAUACUUGCCAAAAGCUGAUGUGGUUGUAAACACUUCAGAGUCAAACCAGACUUGCUUAAUAUCCUCCUUUAAAAUCAAAACUGUUACAUGCCCCUUUAUCUCUUAUUUUCUUGAAGUAAACCGGCAAAUUUGAGAUGAGUUUCAAAGAGGGGGAGAAAAAAAUCGCUCUUAUGGAUGGCUUUUAAAAAAGGAAACAAAACAAAUGUAUUAUGGCCUCAUGAAGCUGGAGUUGAAUUCAUUGUAUAUAGCUUGACUUCAAAUGAUAGAGAAGU